CUGCAAUCCACUCCAUAGUGCAGGAUAUAGUCACUUUUCUCAUAGGACACCAGCUUUCUGGGCCCAAUAUGUUGUCAAACCACUUAACACAUCAAAUGUGGGCUUUGUUGCACCUUCAUGUCCUGAUUAACAUACAUAACCGGGCAUGCCUACCACUAAUAUCGUCCUUCUCAUUCAUUUGCCACAUGGGUUUGCUUCCCAUAGAAUUCCAAAGCUAGAUGUAUUUAAGGCAGGGUCACCAACUUUUUUGAGUACAUAUAAGUAGGGCUCCUUCUUUAUUUCCUAUCAAGCAGAGGGACAGCUUUUUCAGUCUUCCAAGAGCCAAAUCUCCCUUUCUCUCUUUCCAACAAAUUCCACCCUUUCUAGACUCCUAGAAAAACAAGCAUGAUCAGCUCUAAGAAGCUCGUAAAAAUGGCACGGAAGUGGCAGAAGCUGGCUGCUAUCACUCCGAAAAGAAUCACUUCUCCGAUAACCAAAGAGGCUGUUGCUGCAGGCCAUUGCAGCCCAUCAACAGUUGAUAAGGGUCACUUUGUAGUGUACUCUGCUGAUGGGACACGCUUUGUAAUUCCCUUGGCUUAUCUGAGCAAGGAAGUAGUCAGAGAGCUCCUAAAAAUGGCAGAGGAAGAGUAUGGACUGCCAAGCCAUGGCCCUAUCACAUUGCCUUUUGAUGCAAUAUUUUUUGAAUAUGCACUCUCUUUGAUAAAAAGGAAUGCAUCCGAGGAGCUGCAGGGGGCACUGCUAUUGUCCAUCACUAGUAGUCGAUGCCUAUCAUUCCAGAACCACCAACAAGGACAAAGCAAUCAGCAAUUAGUCUGCAGUUUCUGAUCUGAUUACACUCCAGUUUUGUAAAUGAUACGCAUUGCAGUUAGAUUAAUAUAAUUAAUGGAAUCUCCAAAUAGAUUUUGCUCAUGUUUGUUCUUGUUCCAUCGCAAAUGAUACUUUGAUAUGAAAUCUAGGUAACUACUAGUGUCUAAAAGACUAAAAGAAACGUUCUUGGUACAGAAGGUAUCUGUAAUUUCAGUAAGUUUAGAGCCUUUCUCCAUCAUUUUAGUUAUGUGGGUUCCCCAUGUCAAAUCAAAUGAAAUUAAUUUCCAGAACAGGUCUCUGAAAAUUGAUGAAGUUCCUCCUCU
Messenger RNA from Diospyros lotus (date-plum), 1130 nucleotides. Its product is annotated as auxin-responsive protein SAUR68-like. Gene Ontology annotation, biological process: response to auxin. The transcript has a single exon. The coding region runs from base 385 to 825 and encodes 146 amino acids. The record is from RefSeq and is a predicted model, not a curated record. Lineage: Eukaryota; Viridiplantae; Streptophyta; Magnoliopsida; Ericales; Ebenaceae.